CAAAGCAGUUGCGUCUCCCUUCGGAAUCCCAGCGAUGGGCAACUCCUGCUUUCCCCUCAAGGAACGGCUGUUGCUGCGGCUGCGGUCUCUGCCCCCCAGCCUGCGCAUCGUCCGCUCCUUUACUCGCUACCGGAGGAGGAUUGACUACCGCAUCGUGGUGGUCGGCUCCUCCGGGGUGGGCAAGAGCGCCAUCGUGAAGAGGUGGGUCCGCGGCACUUUCCGCGACAAGUACAUGGCAUCCCUCGAGAGCACCCAUCGCCAAGGGAUGGGCCGCAACAACAAAAUCGGCGCCCUGCACAUCACCGACACCACCGGCACCCGCCACUACCCCGGGCUGAAGCACUUCGCCAUCCUGCGGGGCCACGCCUUCGUCCUGGUCUAUUCGGUCGCCAAGAAGGAAACGCUGGAUGAGCUGAAGCCCUUCUACGAGCUGAUCCGUCGGAUUAAAGGCAACAACCUGCACAAGUUCCCUGUCGUCUUGGUGGGCAACCAGAACGACCAGAGCACCCGGGAGCUGAGCGUGAGUGACGGCGCCGCCCGUGCCCUCGAGUGGAAUUGCGCCUUCCUGGAGACCUCGGCCAAGACCGAGUUCAACGUGCAGGAGCUCUUCCACAUGCUCCUGAACCCCGAGAAGAUGCCCACUGCCUGCCUCCAGAGCCCCCAGAAGAAGUUCCAGGUGUCCAAGACCAUGGAGAAGCUGCUCACCAAGUGCAUUGUCAUGUGAGCCCCAGGCCUUCGGAGCGUGACCUUCCUCUCCUGUAGUGUGUAGAAAAGACUCAUGCUCGUGUAACGUGUCACCAUUGUACGCGGUGGACUUGUGUGCCGUGGUCCGGACUGUAACAACUAGCCCUCUGUAGAUGUACCUUGUAAGCUGACAACUCUAUUGCCCAAGACGAUUCAGGUCCCUGAGGUAUUGGCGUUGAGGGGGAGAAGAGGGAAGGAGCGCUGUGCAUUUUAGAUCAGACUGUUAAUGCUACCUGGGAAGGAAGAACAUGUUUUGAGGGGGAGAAGAUACCAAAAUGAAAGAUCCCACAACCCUUCUUGUAACCCUAUGAUUGUGUAUUGUUUUUACACUUUCUAGUUCUGUAAGUGCCUGAUCAUAUCUUUUCAUUGUGUACUUGAUUGUUCAGAGACGUGUUUUUCCAACAAAUGCCUUGACAGAUUGCUGUGUGUAGUAGCAGCUCCAUGACAUGAGGGUGAGAGCAAAUUCUGAAACUUCGUUCACCAAAGCUCUGAUGGUUGUUUCCUAAUAUAUUUUGAAAUGUUUGGGUAUUCCACACCGCAGCUUUCAAAACGUGUAACACCUCCUUGACUUAAUAAAGCUUUUCU
Molecule: messenger RNA, 1329 nt
Organism: Lepus europaeus (European hare)
Lineage: Eukaryota; Metazoa; Chordata; Mammalia; Lagomorpha; Leporidae
Gene: DIRAS3
Product: DIRAS family GTPase 3
Exons: 1
Coding region: 35-724 (229 amino acids)
Molecular function (GO): GTP binding; GTPase activity
Source: RefSeq, a predicted model, not a curated record